Messenger RNA from Fusarium proliferatum ET1, 2229 nucleotides. RefSeq lists its product as uncharacterized. The coding region runs from base 1 to 2229 and encodes 742 amino acids. Lineage: Eukaryota; Fungi; Ascomycota; Sordariomycetes; Hypocreales; Nectriaceae. The record is from RefSeq and is a predicted model, not a curated record. The transcript has a single exon.
AUGGAUGGUAAAAUCGUCAACGAUGGGCAGGAGCGUAAACUAUAUGCUUAUUCUCCUGUCCAGCACCAACAGUCUUUCCCAGAGCCGGUUGUGUCUCCACAGCCUUCUUUGGGUCAGUUCCCUCCCCAGGCCGUCUCCCCCGAGUCAAUCGCACGAGAGACGUUCCCGCACCAGUCACUAUGGAUAGAUCCCCAGAGCCCAAAUCUUCGAGAUACUCCCGACUACGAUAGGGCUCACGACAGUCAUAGAGGUCUGAUGGGCCACGUGCCUGUUCAUGACACAUACUCAAAGGUUCCUGAUGUACACGUCGUAAAUCGACCUACCGCAGGUGCCUUGCCUGAGUCUGGACCUCUGAUGUUGAGGAUCAUGAAGAGUCGAUGGUCCAUGAUUGCUUGCCUGGUCAUUGGAGUCGCUGGCGCAGUCGGUCAUCACUUUCUAUACAUGCAUCUUGAUGGCCAGGAAGCCAAACACCAACAAUGGUGGAUGCGAUUGGGCCAAUUGAUCUCAUUCAUCGCCAACGCAAACUUCAUCCUUGCUGCGGUUAUGGCCCAUCAGCAAGUCGCAUGGCGAGCCGUAGGACAGAAAGGAUUCUCGAUCCACGCUGUUGAUGCCUUAUUCGGAGCUACCCACAAUAUCAUCGAGCUUUUUAACAGGGAGGCAUGGAUCAAAUCGUGGUUUGUCAUGUUUCUUGCUCUAUAUAUGUGGCUCAGCCCUCUUGUUGUCAUUCUUUCAUCAGCGUCACUCUACGUCGUGCCAGGCGAGAGGAUAGAAGAUACACUCUGUCCCUCAAUCCGAACUUUGAACUUCAGCAAUGAAGCAAAAGAGAGUUUUCAGACUCCCAAGAAGGCCGAAGGUGAAGUCAUGAAUGGUCGCUCACUUUCUGGCUACAACUGGACUGCGCCAGAUGGAAACCUUGCCGAAGGAGCCGCAGAGGAUGACGAUAUCUUCGAAUACUACAACGUUCCUUCUUCUGCACUCGAUCGCAUCGCAGCUGGUGUAUUUUCAAGCGGACAGACAACCCAGAAAGAGAACAUCUCGCUCGAGAUCUGUGGAGAUGGAUGGGAUUGUUCCACGACAGUCCAUUUUGUUGGGCCCGGAUAUAAAUGCGAAGAGCUUGCUAAUGGAGUCGGGUCCAAGAUGAAGAGUUUUGGAGAUGCUAAAGCGCCAUUCAACCUCAGCCAGCUUGUGCCAGCCUCCAACUUCACUUACUUCGCCAACACAGAUCUCGGAGAGUACAUGCGUCCUCAGAUGGACAAUGUGUCGAUCGGUGGAAUUCCUUCCGAGGUCGAUGGCCCGCCCUUCCCCAAGCAUCUCGGCGUGUUUCGAACCGAACCUUCAAUCUGGAUUGGCUAUGCCGCCGUGGACGAUCACACCAAGGCUCAUGCAAUGGAUAGUGAAGCCGAUGGGUGGAACGACGAUUACACUCCCAUUAUCUUUGCUUGCGAUCAUUGGGAGGUCAAUUACACCGUCACAUUCAACUUCACCUCAGGAUUUCAGAAGUACAAUAUUACAGGUCGGGACUACAAGCGAAAGAUUAUCGAUACGACCUGGAGCAGUUGGACCAAUGAAUCCACGGAUGGAACAGCCGAUGGAAACGUCGCAGAGCCAGAGAAGAAUUAUGUCAGCCCUCGUAACGAUUAUGCUCGAUACCGCCGCAUAGCCGCCUAUCAUAGCCUUGGGCUCAGACUCCGUGAGAAGCUUUUUGGCAAUGUCAAGGUCCAGGGAUCCGUCGUAGCAGACGGGGCUAUUACGACCACCAACCUCUUCGAUAGACACGAGAGUCUUGUAGUCCACGACUUCCAGCAACAAGUCCGGCGUGUGUACGAAGACUUGAUCAUCUCACUCCUUUCCGAUCCCCAGCUUCUUGUCGUAGCAUGGGCUGCCGACCCAUCCAAGCUGUCUGGUACCGGCAUCGGAGGUGAAGACACCAAGUACCAAUGUGAACGCCGACGCAAAGCCAACUUCUUUGACUACGGUUGGCCUGUCCUUGUCGCUGUUUACUCUGUGUCAUUCGUUGUGGCAUCGAUUGGUGUGUACUACGGCAUUGAUGCCAUGUCAAGCGACGGAAACAACGCACAACGCGUGAUGACAUUCUCUGCUAUCGCGGGCGCUACGAAGAAGGUUCCAGUGGACAAGGUGGAGAAGAGGGACACUAAAAUCAGGUGUUUUCCAAAUGAUGAACGGCCAGGGGAACGGACAUAUGAGUUCAGGGCUGAGUUGGAAGGAUAA